AUGGAUCUGGACGCUGCCUACGAUGCCCCUGAUCCAGUCACAAGCUCCGAAUCUGAAACCGAGCCCGAUGGAAAAAAAGCCCCACUCAAACAAUCCCACAAAUUCAUGCAACUGACCAACUAUUCACUUCGGUCACGACAACCACAAGUACAACCAGCACUUGAGCCAAACACUCCAACUCACCAGAGUGCACGCCUUCAACUCCAGACCCCUCCAGCGACACAAUACAAGGUUCGGAAAGGUCCAAUUCCAACGUUUGUGCCUGGUCAAAAGUUCAGCAAGAAGAUGCCAGCCCAAAAGACUGCUGGAAAGGCUCCAAGAAAGACCUCAGGGAUCAGCGGAAAAGAAGAUUGUGAAGAAGGCCGCGAAGAAAAGCCGUCGUUUUAA
Molecule: messenger RNA, 387 nt
Organism: Pseudogymnoascus destructans
Lineage: Eukaryota; Fungi; Ascomycota; Leotiomycetes; Thelebolales; Thelebolaceae
Exons: 1
Coding region: 1-387 (128 amino acids)
Source: RefSeq, a predicted model, not a curated record